CAGCCCACAAAUAACAUGGUUUUAUCAUUUAUAUGAAACAAAUGGAUGAAAGUGACGUCGUUUUUGCGGGGGCUUAUUUUUGAAAAUUUAAUCCGCUGCGCGCAUUACAGGCACUCCGCAAGUCCGCCCCAAUCCGUUCUCUCCGAAGAGGGUCAGCAGCAUAAUUUUACAGGGAAGCUGUUAUGAGUUCAUGGCACUGACAUUCUACAGUUCAGCCUUUCACAGCAUUUGCUCUAUGUGGAGGCGGCUUCGUUGCUUCGGUACUCACUUAUCGAUGACUCACUGGGCUGCGAGCAGCUUGGGUGUGCUACAGAAACCGAGCGUCGCAUGUUCUUCUUCCAUUUUUUCUAGAAAGGGCUACUGUAAGCAAUCUAGAAGUUUGGAUUCAGUAUUGCUUGGAGUUUCUCAUUCAACUUCUCAUGGUAAUGUUUUCCUUUCUUCUGAGACUGAACAAGCACUACGCCAAGAAACACCCUCUGUUUCAGUCAAAUGGAAGCAAAAAGCAGUGAAUCUUAAUCAUUCAGGCAGAGUGAUGCUUAUUGAUGGCACAUCAAUCAUUUAUAGAGCUUACUUCAAGCUUCUAUCAAAACUGCACCAUGGGCAACUAUCAAAUGCUGAUGGCAAUGGAGAUUGGGUGUUAACCAUAUUUACAGCUCUAUCUCUUAUAAUUGAUGUUCUGGAAUUUAUUCCUUCUCAUGUGGCGGUGGUAUUUGAUCAUGAUGGAACGCCAUUUGGUCAUACUUCUGUUUCAUCCAACCAAGGGUUAAUUGCAAAAGGUUUGAAUUUUCGCCACACUCUAUACCCUUCGUAUAAAAGCAACCGUGCCCCCACUCCUGAUACAAUUGUCCAAGGACUCCCAUAUUUUAAAGCAUCCAUCAAGGCUAUGUCAAUUAAAGUGAUUGAGGUGCCGGGUGUUGAAGCUGAUGAUGCAAUUGGAACAUUGGCUUUAAGAAGUGUUGAUUCUGGCUUCAAGGUACGGGUUGUAUCCCCCGACAAAGAUUUUUUCCAGAUUCUGUCUCCUACAUUACGGCUUCUACGAAUUGCCCCACGUGGUCCUGAGAUGGUCUCAUUUGGGAUGGAAGAUUUUGCAAAAAGAUAUGGAACUCUGAAACCAUCUCAGUUUGUUGAUGUAGUCUCGCUUGUGGGUGACAGAUCCGAUAAUAUUCCAGGAGUUGAUGGAAUUGGAGAUGUGCGUGCUGUGCAGUUAAUCACUAAAUUUGGAACAGUAGAGAGCUUGUUAAAGCAAGUUGAUCAAGUUGAAGAGGAACGGAUCAGGAAGGCCUUGAUCUCAAAUGCUGAUCAAGCUUUGCUGAGCAAGAACUUGGCACUGCUACGUUGUGAUCUUCCACCAUACAUGGUCCCAUUCACCACUGAAGAUCUGAUUUUUAAGAAACCAGAGGACAACGGAGAAAAGUUUAUGAGCCUCUUGACAGCCAUCGGUGCUUAUGCUGAAGGAUUUUCAGCGGAUCCGAUCAUCAGAAGGGCUUUGUAUUUAUGGAAGAAGGUUGGAACGCAGUGAUUCUAGUGGAAGAAGCAAUCCCUCCAGCAUUGAGCACAGCACCUUCAAUUUGGUGUAUUCUUCUUUCUCCUAGUCUUGUUCUGCAGUAUGGCUCCAACGAUUGCUGGAGUACUGUUCAAGUUCAAACUGGCUAGCAAAUGGAUGCAAGUUUGUUAGUGUGCUGCCUUUUCUUUUUAUUGUUUUUUGUCCAGAACAUUGAAAAAAAAAAAAAAAAAAUCAUGGUGAAACUUGUAUAGUUUGUAGAUAGUAACCUUCAGACUUGCAUUCUAAUUAUGAUUAUCCUUGUGUUUU
This is a messenger RNA of Malania oleifera, 1810 nucleotides long. RefSeq lists its product as uncharacterized. The record is from RefSeq and is a predicted model, not a curated record. The transcript is spliced from 15 exons. Gene Ontology annotation, molecular function: DNA binding; 5'-flap endonuclease activity. Bases 191 to 1519 code for a protein of 442 amino acids. Gene Ontology annotation, biological process: DNA replication, Okazaki fragment processing. Lineage: Eukaryota; Viridiplantae; Streptophyta; Magnoliopsida; Santalales; Ximeniaceae.